ACGAACAAACAACAGGAACGAAAACAGUGGUUUUCUUCUGACCCCGCUCUGCGAACCUUUCAUGAUCUUGGCAGUUCAUGUGACUUGGUUUCCGCUGCCUGCCUGCUUCCGCAGAUACUAAUUUAAUCCUUGCAGAAAAAUCAAGCAGCCGUAGCCCAGCUUUGAUAGUGAACUUAUACUACGGCGGACAGAGGUGUGCAAGCAGCAGCUGAAGUCAGAGGCACCAUGGUAGCGCGACGAUCUGCCAGGGACAUAAAAGGAGGUUAAAGCGAUCCACCCACUGAUGGUUCUAAGAUGCCGGUUCUGCACUACAUACUCUGCCUGCUGUGUCUCACUCUCGGUCAACACUGGAACAUACUGACCUCAGCUUCCAUUUAUCCCCAUCAUGUCUGCUGCAAACUGGUGCAGCGGACCGCGGUGUGCAGUGGCUGUCAGUCGUCAGGUGUACCCCUAGACCUUCCAGAGAACAUCGAGGAGCUUCGGUUGAACGACAACCACAUCAGUGUGCUGAGGAACAACACACUGACGCCUUAUACUCACCUCAAGAUCCUGAGCUGCGCCAGAAGCAGUUUGGAGGCUGUUGAGCCAGGAGUCUUCACCAGUGCUUCUCGCAUAGAAAACCUCAACUUUGCCAAAAACAACCUUCGUUCAGGCUUCCAGCAGACAGGCCAAGCUCUCCGGCUCUUGUCUGGAUUGAGAAUCCUGGAUCUUACUCAGAAUGGUCUGACUGAAGACAUGGCAUCUUUCCUUCUACAAAAUCUAACCUCACUUGAGUACCUGUCCCUCUCCAGAAACCUCCUUCUGAGGCUUGACCAGUCCAUAUUCAGCAGCCUUCAUCAGCUGCGAGAGUUGAACCUGGAGAGGAACAUGCUUUUUGAGAUCGAGGACGGAGCCUUCCACAGCUUGCAGAAGCUGCAGAGGCUCAACAUGGCCUUCAACCUCCUGCCUUGCAUUGCCAACUUCGGGCUCACGCAGCUAGUGGUGCUGAAUCUCAGCCACAAUUCCAUUGAGUGGUUCAUUUCCAUCCCAGACAUGGAUGAAAUCUUCCAACUGGAGACUUUAGACCUUUCGGAUAACAAGUUGUUUUUCUUCCCUUUUCUUCCAAACCGCAGUCGCCUUCGGAAUUUGAUGCUGUCCAACAAUAUGUUGAGUUUUUAUGAACACCUCACAAACAAUAACUCUCUAGACUGGCCCACCACUGUUCAGUUUUAUAAUUUGAACAGCAAUGUCACUAAUGUUACCACAGCCAAGCUGUGGGAUGAAAGCUUUUAUAGCGUAACCUCAUCACUGGACUUGCUGGACUUGAGCCGAAACCAAGUGCGGUACCUGCCCCCCGGUUUCUUGAAUAAAAUGCCUUCUUUGUCAAGGCUUAGGCUAGGAAAGAACUGUUUGGAAUCCUGGGAUUUAACUUCUGAGGAGAUCCCAGCUUCUCUUUAUGAGCUGGACCUAAGCAACAACUUGUUGACAGAGCUCCGUGCCAACCAAAGUUUCCUGCAUGUGCUGCCCAACCUGACACACCUCAACCUCAGCUCUAACCAUUUACAAAGAAUCCCUCCCAGGGUGUUUACUGGUCUGCGCAGCCUCACCACUGUGGACCUCAGUUAUAAUAAAGUUGGCAUCUGCUCCAUGGAGAAAGAGAGCACAGACUACUCCGACUGUGCUGUGUGGAGAAAUCUCAGUUCGCUGCGCCAUCUCUACUUGUUAGAGUGUGACUUGCAAAAGAUCCCGCCAUGGGCUUUUCAGAAGACGCCAAUAACACAUUUGGAGCUUUCAAACAACCCAGAAUUCCUACUUGAACAGGAUACUUUGUUAGAGCUCAGUACAACUGUGCAACAUUUGGGCCUUGGAAACACCAAGAUGAAACAUCUUGACUUCACCCCAUGCAGAAACCUAAGGUCCCUAGAUAUAUCCAGAAAUGUCCUGAAUCACCUCCCAGACUCCAUACUGAGACUCAGUCUUAAGUGGUUGAACUUGAGAGACAACAAGUUGUCCACAAUCCCUGUUGACCAGGCAAGAACAUUAAGCCACACAGUACAGACUCUUCUCCUUGGUGGGAACCCCUUCAACUGCUGCCAUCUGGCCUGGUGGACUAUAUUUCAGGAAACAGGGGGCAUAAACAUUGAGGACAGGACAGAGGUGUCAUGCCUUCAUUCCACACCACAGAUACACAAGGUGGAACACCUUGACCCUCACAUGUGUGGAAAUAACAGUGAAGAACCCACUUGGGUAUACAUCCUGCUUUUUCUCCCAGUGUGCCUCUCUCUCCUGGGCAUCUGCACUGUCUUUUAUCUCUCCUUCAAGCCCACAUUGUUGCCCAAGGUGAUCAAGGAGAGGUGCUGGAGACCCACGCCGUAUUAGCAUUAAAUACCUGCCGCUGCUUAUGAAAGAAAUAAAUAAAAGUUAUAGUUCCGCAUAAAA
Messenger RNA from Lepisosteus oculatus (spotted gar), 2418 nucleotides. It is a transcript of the gene nrros, whose product is annotated as negative regulator of reactive oxygen species. Gene Ontology annotation, molecular function: protein binding. NCBI's taxonomy places the organism in Eukaryota, Metazoa, Chordata, Actinopteri, Semionotiformes, Lepisosteidae. Gene Ontology annotation, cellular component: extracellular matrix. The record is from RefSeq and is a predicted model, not a curated record.